UCAGGUUCUGAAUGGAAUUACUGUUGCAGUUUGCCAGUGGAACAGGCGUCUGAGUCACUGCUGAAAAGCAAGGCCUGUUUUGGAGCUGAAAACCUCAUGAGGGUUCUGGGAAACUGUUGCCGCCUCAGUGAAGUGUGCAGCCAUAUCCGUGUGGGGGUCGUGGGCCUUCCCAAUGUUGGGAAGAGCAGCCUGAUCAAUAGCCUGAAGCGCAGCCAUGCAUGCAGUGUGGAAGCCGUUCCUGGGAUCACCAAAUUCAUGCAGGAGGUCUACCUGGACAAGUUCAUCAGGCUGCUGGAUGCUCCAAGUAUUGUCCCAGGACCCAACUCAGAGGUAGGCACCAUCCUGCACAACUGCAUCCAUGUACAGCAGCUGGCAGACCCAGUGACCCCAGUGGAGACCAUCCUGCAGCGCUGUAACCUAGAGGAGAUUUCCAACUAUUACGGCAUCUCUGAGUUCCAGACCACUGAGCACUUUCUGACUGCAGUGGCCCACCGGUUGGGGAAGAAGAAGAAGGGAGGCAUUUACAGUCAGGAGCAGGCAGCCAAAGCUGUCUUGGCUGACUGGGUGAAUGGGAAGAUCAGCUUCUAUAGACCGCCACCACCCACCCAUACUCUGCCUGCCCAUCUCAGUGCUGAGAUUGUUAAGGAGAUGACUGAGGUAUUCGACAUUGAGGAUACCAAGCAGGCUAAUGAAGACACCAUGGAAUGUUUGGCCGCUGGAGAAUCUGAUGAGCUGUUGGGUGACUCGCAUCCACUCGAAAUGGAGAUCAAGUGGCUCCAUUCUUCAAUGAUGAAAAUAGCAGACACCAUGGAAAAUAAAACCACCAUGUAUAAGGUACCUGUCCCCUUUCUUCAUGGCAACCCUUUCUUCUACCCAGGGCUCUGGGAAGUGGUAAAUCCCUUCCUCCUGGUUCCCACAAAGUCUAGUGGUUACGGUGGUGAGAUGUGGGUUGUUCACUCACUUCAUGUGGGCCCCUUGGAUUCCUGGCCUGAUACAUCCUUUACCAAGAAGGAAGAAUGCUCUCUUGAACAGCUUUCUCAGCCCUGGUUCUAG
Messenger RNA from Choloepus didactylus (southern two-toed sloth), 1053 nucleotides. RefSeq names its product guanine nucleotide-binding protein-like 3-like protein. The coding region runs from base 97 to 1053 and encodes 318 amino acids. The record is from RefSeq and is a predicted model, not a curated record. Gene Ontology annotation, cellular component: nucleolus. Lineage: Eukaryota; Metazoa; Chordata; Mammalia; Pilosa; Megalonychidae. The transcript is spliced from 7 exons. Gene Ontology annotation, molecular function: GTP binding.